Aspergillus japonicus CBS 114.51 is the source of this 470-nucleotide messenger RNA. RefSeq lists its product as uncharacterized. The coding region runs from base 85 to 381 and encodes 98 amino acids. The record is from RefSeq and is a predicted model, not a curated record. NCBI's taxonomy places the organism in Eukaryota, Fungi, Ascomycota, Eurotiomycetes, Eurotiales, Aspergillaceae. The transcript has 2 exons.
CAACAAUCCCACAGUUUGCCUCUCCCGAACUCCUUCGAACCCAAGAUCACACUUCCAGUAUCUAUCUCACAGCAGACAACCAGAAUGGUCAACCUCGCAGGUCUCACCGUCGCGAUCAUGGCCGUGUCCCUGGCCCCCCCGGUCGCAGCGAGAAACUGCAAGACGGGCCUCAAUUAUUGUGGUUACAAUCUUCUCAAUAUCGGGAACUACGCCGCGCAGAUUAACCAAGCCCUUUCCGACGCCAGGCAGCCCGGCGAUAAUACCCACAUCCACGAAUCGAUCUUCCACUGCAACGGAGGAUCCAACGGCGACAUCACUUGGCUUGCCUACUGUAGCUCUGGGUGCAAGGAUGGUGGGUCCGGGAAGAGCGAUUUCUGCUAGACGGGUUGGUUGUGGGGAGAAGAUGAGGCUUGUCUUGUUGGGAGUAUGUCCUGGCUUAUGCGCGCAUUCUAAGAAUCAAGUCAUUGCAG